Messenger RNA from Frankliniella occidentalis (western flower thrips), 1038 nucleotides. RefSeq lists its product as uncharacterized. The record is from RefSeq and is a predicted model, not a curated record. Gene Ontology annotation, cellular component: extracellular region. Lineage: Eukaryota; Metazoa; Arthropoda; Insecta; Thysanoptera; Thripidae. Bases 63 to 752 code for a protein of 229 amino acids. The transcript has 3 exons. Gene Ontology annotation, molecular function: chitin binding.
CGCGCCGCGCCGCCGCGCUCGCUGACUCGCUCGUGGACUCGCAGAGCAGCAGCACGUCCACGAUGACCAGCACCCUCUCCGCCGCCUCCAGGCGGGCGGCCUGCACCGUCGCCCUCCUCGCCGCCGUCCUCUACGUCCUGACCUCCGAGGCCUCCGCCGCGCAACAGAAGCGGCAGGUGUACCGCGGCGGCUUCCACCAGGGCGUGGCCGUGCCCGUCGCCGUGAGCCGGAAGCUGACGGAGGAGGAGAAGGAGGCCUUCCGCGCGGCCAAGCGCGCCCAGAAGGCGGCGGCGCACGGCCACGAGGAGAUCCCCGGGCGCGCCGGCGUGGACUACCCGACCUACCACGAGGUGCCCGCCACCAGCUUCUCCUGCCAAGGCGUGCCCGUGCUGCCGGGCAUGUACGCCAACGAGGAGACCGGCUGCCAGGCCUACCACGUGUGCCACGACGGCCGCGAGGGCGACCAGGGCGCCUCCUUCCUCUGCCCCAACGGCACCCUGUUCAACCAGUACGACUUCAACUGCGACUGGUGGUACAACGUGGACUGCAGGCAGGCGCGCAGCCUCUGGAGCUUUAACGCGGACCCCGAGAAGAACCCCUACUACCCCAAGAAGAAGACCCCCGAGCAGAUCGCCGACAUCGAGGCUGGCGCGUACGCGGCUGCGGUGCAGCAGACGGGUCGUUACCAGGAGCAGGCCGAGAAGUACCAGCAGUACCAGCAGUACCAGCAGUACCAGCACGCUGCCUUCUAGAUCAUAUCACUAUUUACUUAAUAAUGGCUCUUUUUUCUCGGAAAACGAUGUUUUAAUUGGACUUAUACAAACAUACAGAAGAAAAAGACUUGAUGAAAAAGUGACGAAGGGCCAAAAAUGAUUUGUAAUAUACUAUUUAAUUUAUUUGAACGACGAUGUUACCAACAAGAUGGAAUACAGCAAUGUAACAAUCUCUGUAGUGUAGGAACGCCUCAUUGUCCUUGGAUUUAACGGAGAGCAAAAAUCACUUGAAGCAGAACUUAUAAAGACUUUACAAACGGUAAAA